Messenger RNA from Leucoraja erinaceus (little skate), 1263 nucleotides. RefSeq names its product THO complex 3 (gene thoc3). The record is from RefSeq and is a predicted model, not a curated record. Gene Ontology annotation, biological process: mRNA export from nucleus. The coding region runs from base 44 to 1015 and encodes 323 amino acids. The transcript has 6 exons. Gene Ontology annotation, molecular function: protein binding. Lineage: Eukaryota; Metazoa; Chordata; Chondrichthyes; Rajiformes; Rajidae. Gene Ontology annotation, cellular component: THO complex part of transcription export complex.
CCCCCGUCCCCGUCCCGCAUCCCGCGGCCCGGAGCGCACGAGAAUGGCGGCCGCCUCCGACCUGCUCGCGACGCAAGAACAUUUCAAAACCAACGGCCGCACCAAGGAGUUCUCGGCGCACACGGCCAAGGUUCACUCGGUGGCCUGGAGCUGCGAUGGCCGCAGGCUCGCGUCCGGCUCCUUCGACAAGACGGCCAGCGUCUUCGUGCUGGACAAAGACCGGCUGGUUAAGGAGAAUAACUAUCGUGGUCAUGGUGAUAGCGUAGACCAACUCUGCUGGCACCCUACCAACGCAGACCUUUUUGUGACUGCUUCUGGAGAUAAAACUGUUCGAAUCUGGGAUGUCAGAACUACAAAAUGUGUUGCUACAGUCAACACCAAAGGUGAGAAUAUUAACAUUUGUUGGAGUCCCGAUGGACAAACGAUCGCUGUAGGAAAUAAGGACGAUGUGGUGACUUUUAUUGAUGCAAAAUCACACCGGUCGAGGGCUGAGGAACAGUUUAAGUUUGAAGUGAAUGAAAUAUCUUGGAACAAUGACAAUGACAUGUUUUUCCUAACCAAUGGCAAUGGCUGCAUCAACUUACUCAGUUAUCCAGAAUUGAAACCUAUUCAGUCAAUCAAUGCACAUCCUUCGAACUGCAUUUGCAUUAAAUUUGAUCCAACUGGCAAAUAUUUUGCAACGGGGAGUGCAGAUGCACUGGUCAGCCUUUGGAGUGUGGAUGAACUUGUGUGUGUAAGGUGUUUUUCCAGACUUGACUGGCCUGUAAGAACGUUAAGCUUCAGCCAUGAUGGGAAAAUGCUGGCAUCAGCUUCUGAGGAUCACUUCAUCGACAUUGCAGAAGUAGAGACUGGCGAGAAGCUAUGGGAGGUGCAGUGUGACUCGCCUACUUUCACUGUUGCAUGGCAUCCAAAGCGACCACUCUUGGCUUUUGCUUGUGAUGACAAAGACGGCAAGUAUGAUAACAGUCGGGAAGCUGGAACUGUUAAACUCUUUGGACUCCCUAAUGAUUUGUAAUACAAUACUCCUGAGCUUCAGUGCAGCUGCUCAACAGUGUACAGAGUGAAGCAUGCAAAUACUACAUUUGCUUUGGACUUCAUUGGCUUCACUUUUGAAUGAAACUUUAUGGAAAAACUUUUUUUAAACUUUGAUAUGAGUGUAUUUUGAAUUUGAAUGCCGAUAACAUAGUUCACCACAAUGUGGAAAUGUACUGUUCAUGAAUUUCCCUGGACAAAUUUGGUAUUAAUAAAGCCUUUUGUAAUUAA